This is a messenger RNA of Marmota monax (woodchuck), 8943 nucleotides long. It is a transcript of the gene Phf8, whose product is annotated as PHD finger protein 8. Gene Ontology annotation, biological process: regulation of transcription by RNA polymerase II; protein demethylation. Bases 523 to 3723 code for a protein of 1066 amino acids. NCBI's taxonomy places the organism in Eukaryota, Metazoa, Chordata, Mammalia, Rodentia, Sciuridae. The record is from RefSeq and is a predicted model, not a curated record. The transcript has 23 exons. Gene Ontology annotation, molecular function: transcription coregulator activity; histone demethylase activity.
UCAUAAGAUGGCGGUUGGUUUGUCUCCCCACGGUAGCGCCGCCACUCUCAAUAUGGUAGCUGUUUACCCCAUAUUUCUCCUCCCCUCUCCGCCUCAACUUCCUCGUUGUUUUGAAUAAACUUUAUUGACUACUACGAAUUGCCUAGCACUGCUGCCGGGCUUCUCCUGGCGACUUUUCGGUCCGUCUUUCUUGGACUAGGCGGCCGGUUCAUUUUGUUCCUCCUUGGUUUGUUCGCGGCUUCUGCCAGCCCAGCGACGACGCCACUUGCCCGUUCGCAGGGCAGCCACCAGACUAGGCCCGAGCUGCGGUCUCUAGUAGGCCCGAACGGCGGGGCCGUGGGGAGUGCUGUGGAGAAGGCUGCCCUGAAGCACUGCUGGGCAGCUAGCGCCGCGCGACCCAGCGGGUGGUUCGAAGGGAAGGCGAGCAAGCUAUCGUCCAGAGAGGACGCGUCCUGUUGCCUCCAGCCCCUCCUUGACACCAGGAACCUGGCCCGCCGCAGAUCGCUCCAAGGCCCGACGAAGAUGGCCUCGGUGCCUGUGUAUUGCCUCUGUCGGCUACCUUAUGAUGUGACCCGCUUUAUGAUCGAGUGUGACAUGUGUCAAGACUGGUUUCAUGGCAGUUGUGUUGGAGUUGAAGAGGAGAAGGCUGCUGACAUUGACCUGUACCACUGCCCCAACUGUGAGGUCUUACAUGGUCCCUCCAUUAUGAAAAAACGCCGUGGAUCUUCAAAAGGGCAUGAUACACACAAGGGGAAGCCAGUGAAGACUGGGAGUCCUAUGUUCAUUCGAGAACUCCGCAGUAGGACUUUUGACAGCUCAGAUGAAGUAAUUCUGAAGCCCACUGGAAAUCAGUUGACUGUGGAAUUCCUGGAAGAGAAUAGCUUCAGUGUACCCAUCCUGGUCUUGAAGAAGGAUGGGUUGGGAAUGACACUGCCCUCGCCAUCAUUCACUGUGAGGGAUGUGGAACACUAUGUUGGUUCUGACAAGGAGAUUGAUGUGAUUGAUGUGGCCCGUCAGGCUGACUGCAAGAUGAAGCUUGGUGAUUUUGUGAAAUAUUAUUACAGCGGGAAGAGGGAGAAAGUCCUCAAUGUCAUUAGUUUGGAAUUCUCUGAUACCAGGCUUUCCAACCUUGUGGAGACACCUAAGAUUGUUCGCAAGCUGUCAUGGGUUGAGAACUUGUGGCCUGAGGAGUGUGUCUUUGAGAGACCCAAUGUGCAGAAGUACUGCCUCAUGAGUGUGCGGGAUAGUUAUACAGAUUUUCACAUUGACUUUGGUGGCACCUCAGUCUGGUAUCAUGUGCUCAAGGGUGAGAAGAUUUUCUACCUGAUCCGCCCAACAAAUGCUAAUCUGACUCUCUUUGAGUGCUGGAGCAGCUCCUCUAAUCAGAACGAGAUGUUCUUUGGGGACCAGGUGGACAAGUGCUACAAGUGUUCCGUGAAGCAAGGACAGACACUUUUCAUUCCUACAGGUUGGAUCCAUGCUGUUCUUACCCCUGUGGACUGCCUUGCCUUUGGUGGGAAUUUUUUACACAGCCUUAACAUUGAAAUGCAGCUCAAAGCCUAUGAGAUUGAGAAGAGGCUAAGCACAGCAGAUCUUUUCAAGUUCCCCAACUUUGAGACCAUCUGUUGGUAUGUGGGAAAGCACAUUCUGGAUAUAUUUCGAGGUUUGCGAGAGAACAGGAGACACCCUGCCUCCUACCUGGUCCAUGGUGGCAAAGCCCUGAACUUGGCUUUUAGAGCCUGGACAAGGAAAGAAGCUCUGCCAGACCAUGAAGAUGAGAUCCCGGAUACGGUGCGGACCGUACAGCUCAUUAAAGAUCUGGCUAGGGAGAUCCGCCUUGUUGAAGACAUCUUCCAACAGAACGUUGGGAAGACGAGCAAUAUCUUUGGGCUGCAGAGGAUCUUCCCAGCCGGCUCCAUUCCCUUAACCAGGCCAGCCCAUUCCACUUCAGUGUCCAUGUCCAGGCUGUCACUGCCCUCCAAAAGUGUUCCAAAGAAGAAAGUCCUGAAGCCCAAGGAACUCUUCAAGAAGGCAGAGCGAAAGGGCAAGGAGAGUUCAGCCUUGGGGCCUGCUGGCCAGUUGAGCUAUAAUCUCAUGGACCCAUACAAUCAUCAGACACUGAAGACAGGCUCUUCCCAGAAAGCAAAGUUCAACAUCACUGGUACCUGCUUGAAUGACUCAGAUGAUGACUCACCAGACAUGGACCUUGAUGGGAAUGAGAGCCCGCUGGCCCUAUUGAUGGCUAAUGGCAGUACUAAGAGGGUGAAGAGUUUAUCCAAAUCUCGGAGAGCCAAAAUUGCCAAGAAGGCGGACAAGGCAAGGCUGGUGGCUGAACAGGUGAUGGAGGAUGAAUUUGACUUGGAUUCAGAUGAUGAAUUGCAGAUUGAUGAGAGAUUGGGAAAAGAGAAGGCUACCCUGAUAAUAAGAUCAAAAUUUCCCCGGAAGUUGCCCCGUGCUAAGCCAUGCUCUGACCCCAACCGAGUUCGUGAACCAGGAGAAGUUGAGUUUGACAUUGAGGAGGACUAUACAACAGAUGAGGACAUGGUGGAAGGGGUUGAAGGCAAGCUUGGGAAUGGGAGUGGAGCUGGUGGAAUUCUUGAUCUACUUAAGGCCAGCAGGCAGGUGGGGGGACCUGACUAUGCUGCCCUCACCGAGGCUCCAGCCUCCCCCAGCACUCAGGAGGCCAUCCAGGGCAUGCUGUGCAUGGCCAACCUGCAGUCCUCAUCUUCUUCACCGGCUACCUCUAGCCUGCAGGCCUGGUGGACAGGAGGGCAGGACAGAAGCAGUGGGAGUUCCAGCAGUGGUCUGGGCACAGUGUCUAGCAGUCCUGCUUCUCAGCGCACCCCAGGGAAGCGGCCCAUCAAGCGUCCUGCAUAUUGGAGAACCGAGAGCGAGGAAGAGGAGGAGAAUGCCAGUCUGGAUGAACAGGACAGUUUGGGAGCAUGCUUCAAGGAUGCAGAGUAUAUCUACCCUUCCCUGGAAUCUGAUGAUGAUGACCCUGCUCUGAAAUCUCGACCCAAGAAAAAGAAGAAUUCAGAUGAUGCCCCAUGGAGUCCUAAAGCCCGUGUGACCCCAACUCUACCCAAGCAGGACCGUCCUGUACGUGAGGGGACCCGAGUCGCUUCCAUUGAGACAGGUUUGGCUGCAGCAGCUGCAAAGCUGGCCCAGCAGGAGCUACAGAAGGCCCAAAAGAAGAAAUAUAUUAAGAAGAAGCCUUUGCUGAAGGAGGUAGAACAGCCUCGCCCUCAAGACUCCAAUCUCAGCGUGGCAAUACCAGCCCCAACACUGGUUACUGCACCCCAGCCUCUUGCCUCUUCCUCACCCCUGCCUCCUCCUGAGCCUAAACAAGAGGCUCUGUCAGGAAGUCUUGCUGACCAUGAGUAUACUGCUCGACCCAAUGCCUUUGGCAUGGCCCAGGCAAACCGCAGCACCACACCCAUGGCCCCCGGCGUUUUCUUGACCCAGCGGCGCCCUUCAGUUGGGUCCCAGAGCAAUCAGGCAGGACAAGGAAAGCGUCCCAAAAAGGGCCUGGCCACAGCAAAGCAGAGACUUGGCCGUAUCCUGAAAAUCCACAGAAAUGGCAAGCUACUUCUGUUACGCAGCAACAAGGAUUCAGCCUCCCCCUAUCCCGGCAUCUUGGAUCCUCAACUGGGUGGUUUUUAUGUGUUUGAAUUUCAAGAGUUUUUUAUAUAUCAGGAUAUAAAUCGUCUGUUAGGUAUGUGAUUUGCAAAUAUUUUCUCCCAGUUCAUAGCUUGUAUUUUUAUUUUUUACUAGUGUCUUUUUCAGAGCAAAAUGUUUAAUUUUGAUAAAUUCUAACUUAUCAACUUUAUUUUGUGGAUUUUCCUAUUUAAAGCAUUCUUUGCCUGGGUAUGGUGAUGCACGCCUGUAAUCCCAGUGGCUCAGGAGGCUGAGACAAGAGGAUCAUGAAUUCAAAGCCAGACUCAGCAAAGUGAGGUGCUAAGCAACUCAGUGAGACCCUGUCUCUAAAUAAAAUACAAAAUAGAGGAGGAUCACAAAUUCAAGGUCAGCCUCAGCAACUUAGUGAGACCUAUCUCUACAUAAAUAGAUAGAUAGAUAGAUAGAUAGACAGAUAGAUAGAUAGAGCGAGCUGGGGAUAUGGUUCUGUGUUUAAAUGCCCCUGGGUUCAGUUCCCAGUAAAAAAAAAAAAAAAAAAAAAAAAAAAACUUUGCCUAACUGUGCCCACUGGUAUAUGCCAGUCAAUAAUCCCAGUGACUAUUGAGGCUGGUGCAAGAUGAUCACAAGUUUGAGGUCAGUCUCAGUAUCUUAGCUAAACCCUAUCUAAAAGUUAAAAAAUGAAAAGGGCUAGGGACGUAGCUGAGUAGUAAAGUAUCCCUGGAUUCAAUCCCCAGUACCAUUUUUAGAAAUACAAAAAGAACUCUACUCUCUUUAUAGAACUCUAAGUCAUAAGAAAUUUUUCCUUAUGUUAUCUUCUGAAAGUUUAAUAAAUGUAUGCUUUACUUUAGGCCUAUGAUCCAUUUUGAAAUGAUUUUAAUAUAUUGUAACAAGUUUAGGUCAAAGUUCUUUUGUCUUUUGCCUAUAAAAUGUCCAAAUAUGCCAACAUAAUUUAUUGGAAAUGUCAUUGAAUUACCUUUUACAAAAAUUAGGCAGUUGUAUUUUGCUUAGCUUUAUAACAGAUUUUCCUGUGUUGCCCAGGCCAACCUCAAACUUGUGAUCCUCCUGCCUCAGUCUAAUGAGUAGCUGGGAACAGAGCCAUAAGCCGCUGUGCCCAAGUAGGCAGCUGUAGGUCUAUUUCUAGAAUCUCUGGUUUUUUCAAUCAUUCUUAUGUAUCUAUCCUUUCACCAAUACCACACUGCAUUUAUUAUUGUGCCUUUAUACUUAUUUUAGUAUCACAUAGUGUGAUUCUUCCUAUUUAUUCUUCUUUUUCAGGUAUUUUGAAAGGACUUGUCUUAAAUGUAUAGAUCAUAUUUGGUAGCAUUGACAUGUUGAUGAUUUAAACAUAUUUCUUAUUUCAUAUAUGUUUAAGUUGAAAUAUAAUCUACAUAUAAGGAGGAACAAAAACUUUUAAUUAUACACAUAGUCAGAUUGUCACAAAAUGAACAUAUUUUUGUAGUAACCACCCAGAUCAAGACAUAUGAGUUGUACCUAGAGGAGUAAAUCUUAAUACAAAAGGGAUAGAGAGCUCUUGGGCCCAUUUGAGAUGAGGAAGUCAUUAAGGACAGCUAUACUCUCAGGGAAAGGACUGGAAAAUAACCUUCCUACUUAUACAGGGACACAACAAAGAAUCUUGUCUGUUUUGGACUGGCAUUUGGAUAGAGGAAAAUUUUUCCUUCUCUAUGAAUUCCUAACCAUGUAAUUGAGUUUUACAUGGGUUUGUGAUUCAAAUCUCAACUAUCUAUUUAACCCCUCAGAAGUUAAGACUUGUGAAAUUAAGAGAAAAUUAAUCUCUCUGGAGCAUUUGACAAAAGCAAAUACCAAACCUUUCAUGUGUGCCAUCCACACUAACCAGGAUUUUCAUUGAUGAACCCACUUAAACAUGAAUGAAAUAAUCCACAAUAAUCAAGAAUCACCAAAUACAACAAAUAGCAGAAUUAAGCUUCCAUGAACUUCCGAUAAAAGAAGAAACUAACAGAAAUAAAAAACAUGGUAAAACGAUUAAGAACUUGAAGAAAUAAAAAAUAAAAGUGUACGACAUUAUACUAAAAACGAGCAGGCAGAUUUAAAAAAGGAUCAAAGCAGACAUCUGCAAAUAAUAAGCAGUACAGUUGGCUCACCAAAUCUGCAUUUCUGCAUCCACAGAUUCAAUCAACUGUGAAUCAGAUACAUUGAGAAAAAAUGCAUUUGUAUUGAAUGCAUACAAAAUUUUUUCUUCUCAUUAUCUCCUAAACAAUAUCAUAUAACAACUAUUUAUAUAGCAUUUACUUUGUAUUAAGUAUUGUAAAUAAAGAUUAUAUAAAGCAUACUGGAGGAUAUGUGUAGAUUGUAUGCAAAUACUAUCCAUUUUAUAUAAGGAACUCGAACAUUCAAGGAUUCUUAUGUCUUUUGGGGAUCCUGGAAACCAGUCCCCUUCAGAUACUGAGGGAGGCACUUGAAAAUUAAAAAAUUCAGUGAAUGAAUUAAAUUGGAGAUAAUACACUGUUGAAGAGAAAAUUUAAUUGGAUGUUAGGUCUUAGGAAAUUACUAAACAAAUAGGACAGAGAGAGUUAAAGAGAGGGGAAAGAUAAGAGGCUAGGAUAUGUAGAGGACAGAUUGAGAAUGUCUCACAAAUAAGUAAUGGGAGUUGCAGAAUAAGUAGGAGAGAAGUAGCCAGAUGUGGAGGCACACACUUGUAAUCCCAGUGGCUCAGGAGGCUGAGGCAGGAUGAUUACAAGUUCAAAGCCAGCCUCAGCAACUUAGUCAUGCCCUGAGUAACUUAGCAAGACCCUUUCUUAAAAAAAUGGUCUGGGGAUGCAGUUGGGUGCUGCUGGGUCCCAUCUCUGGUACAAAAAAAAAAAAAAGUAGGGGAGUAAUAUACAACUGCCUACUCAACAUUUUUACUUAGAAACAUAUCCAAAGCUUAACUUCUGAUAAUCCCUCCCCAAACCUGCCUUUCCCUCAACUCUGUUUCUAUUAGUAGAUGACAAUUUCAUCCUUUCAGUUGCUCAAACUGAAACCCUGGAUAAUCCUUGAUUCAUGUCUUUCUCUCACAUCAAACGAAGCAAAUAACAGUUGGAUUUUAUUUAAAAAUAUUUGCAGGGCUGGGGUUGUGGCUCAGCAGCAGAGCACUCGCCUAGCACAUAUGUGUGAGGCCCUGGGUUUGAUCCUCAGCACCACAUUAAAAAAAUAAAUAAAUAAAAUAAAGGUAGUGUGUCCAACUACAAGUAAAAAUAAAAAAAAAAAAAUUUGCAACAUCUGGCCACUUUUCACUGUCUCCUAUCAUCUUGACCAGAACCAUUAUCACCAGCCCAUAACAUUACAAUAGCAUCCUCACCUGCUUUGCUGUUUCUUCCAAUGUUUCCCUACAGUCUCAACACAGCAUCAAAAGUGAUCUUUUAAAAAUGUGUCAGAAACACACUUUUUUUUGGCACCAGGGAUUGAAUCCAGGAGUACUUAACCACUUAGCCACAUCCCCAGCUAUUUUUAUUUUGAGACAGAUCUCGCUAAGUUUCUGAGACUGGCUUUGAACUUGCAAUCCUACUGCCUCAUCCUCUUGAGCCACUGGGAUUACAAGUAUGUGCCACUGGGCCAAGAAACUUUCACUUCUGAGAAUGUGGAGUAACAUACUUUUCCCUAUUUUCCCCAUUAACUACAAUAAAAAAUAUAUAUAUAUGAAUAAAUAGUAAUUUGAAAGUUGAAGAUGAAUCAGCCAGAUUUUGAGACCUAAGAACACAGUGGUGAAUUCCUUGUUUUUUUUUUUUUUUUUUUUUUUUUUUGCCCCAUAUGCCCUAUACUAGAUACUGGGAAGGCUGACAACCCACAAACACCAGCAGAAGCAGACAAAAAAAAAAUUCCUAAGAAAAUCCUGUUUUCUCUAGCCAAAGGACCAAGAAAGAGACAGCCUAGCAACACAGAAAACUUUUAAACAAUUACUCUUCUACUUCAUCUAAAUACUAUAGAAAAAUUCUGACUCCAGUCCUACUCUCACAUGCAAAGACUGAGUGAAGAGCCUAGACUCUCUUCAGAUUGUGAUGAGAUGCUCUAACUUCCCUCCAUUCACUACUGAGGUGGUAUCAGAAAACUAAAAGUAGAACUUAGACUUUUACCUCCAUCGAGCACUAAUGAGGUAGCACCCCAUCUUCCCCUUAAGAGUCUUCUCAGAGGAGGCCACGUCACACACAAAAUUUACCUGAGCUCUAUAGAGUAUCAUAACAAUACCUGCUGUAUCCAGUUUACAUAAAAAAUUAGUCAUUAUACCAUGAACAAGGAAUAUUUUAAACUGAAUGAGUAAAGGCAAUGGAUGUGAACACCAAGAUACAUAAGUAGAAUCAUCUAAGAAGUGUAAAGGAGCCAUAAAAUUGCCUCAGCAAGCAAUUGCAAACACACUUGAAAUAAAUGAAGAAAUUGAAAGUCACCAAAGCAACAAGAUAGAAGAACCAAAUGGAAAAAUUAGACAACAGCAAAAUGAAAACAUAGUACUUGAAGGUAAAACAAUAGAAGUUACUUAGUAUGAGUAACAGAAAACAAAGUGAAAGAAAGAUGAAUAGAAACUCAAGACCUGGGAGGCUAUAGCAAAAAUUAUAACAUGCAUGCAUAUCAUUAGAGUCCUUAAAAGAAUGGAAUUAGAUCAUAGGGAUAAGAAAAAGUAUUCAAAGAAACACUGGCUGAAAUUUCCCCAAGUGUGGCAAAUUUAUAUUUUUACAGAGAAUCCAAUAUAAUUUAUUGAUUGCAUUUAUAAUGAAUCCAAGCUGGGUGGAAAUCAAAUAGUUUCACGUUCCUUCUUUUUUUUUUUUUUUCUUUUUAAUACUGGGAAUUGAACUCAGGGGCACUCAACCACUGAGCAACAUCCCCAGCCAUAUUUUGUAUUUUAUUUAGAGAGAGGGUCUCACUGAGUUGCUUAAUGGCCUCGCUUUUUGCUGAGGCUGGCUUUGAACUCGGAGCUGCUGGUAUUACAGGCAUGUGCCAUUAUGCCCAGUAAGUAGUUUCUUUCUUAAAGGGAUUAUUAACUGUAGAGUGCGGUAGCACACACUAUAAUCCCAGUGACUCGAGGCUGAGACAGGCAGGAUGAUCACAAGUUUGAGGCUAGACUCGGCAACAUAGCAAUACCCUGUCUCAAUAAAAGGGUUGGGAAUACAGCUCAUUGGGGAGUAUGCCUGAGUUCAAUCCUCAUUACUGCCAAAAAAGGAUUAUCUUUAUUAGUUACAUAAAUGAAAGUUAUUCAUUUAUAUUUAUCAUGUUCAUUUCAAUUUAAACUUAUAAGAAGACUUUUCUGAGUAUUUAUGAAGUUUACUCUGACAGCAUAAACAAUAAAGAUGUAUUUUACAUAAA